UCCCGGUCGGCCUGCGCCUGCGCGGGGCUUCCGCCGCUCGGCGAAGCGGGAGCGCUCCCCCACGGCUGCGCACUCGGACAAAGAUGGCAGCGGCGGCCCGGCUACGGUGGGGAGCGGCGGCUGCUGCUGCGGGGCUGCGUAGGCGAUUCUGUCCUAUGAUGAAUCCAUACACCAUUAAGAAACAGCUUCUGCAUCAGUUUGUACAUAAGCCACGUUUCCCACUGCCUGCAACCUUAUGUAACACAGUAAGACACAUGUUUAUUCAAACACAAGAUACCCCAAAUCCCAACAGUUUAAAGUUUAUCCCAGGAAAACCAGUUCUUGCGACAAGGACCAUGGAUUUUCCCACACCAGCUGCAGCAUUUCGCUCCCCUCUGGCUAGGCAGUUAUUUAGAAUUGAAGGAGUAAAAAGUGUCUUUUUCGGACCAGAUUUCAUCACUGUCACAAAGGAAAGUGAAGAAUUAGACUGGAAUUUACUGAAACCAGAUAUUUAUGCAACAAUCAUGGAUUUCUUUGCUUCUGGCUUACCCUUAGUUACUGAGGAAACAUCUUCAGGAGAAGCAGGAUCUGAAGAAGAUGAUGAAGUUGUGGCAAUGAUUAAGGAAUUGUUAGAUACUAGAAUACGGCCAACUGUGCAGGAAGACGGAGGAGAUGUGAUCUAUAAAGGCUUUGAAGAUGGCAUUGUACAGCUCAAACUCCAAGGUUCUUGUACCAGCUGCCCCAGUUCAAUCAUUACUCUUAAAAAUGGAAUUCAGAACAUGCUGCAGUUUUAUAUUCCGGAAGUAGAGGGUGUAGAACAGGUUAUGGAUGAUGAAUCAGAUGAAAAAGAAGCUAACUCACCUUAAAAUAAUUAGCAUUUUCUUGGGGCCCAGCAGUUGGACUUAUUGAUAAUUAUACCAAGCUUUUAUUAUUAAUCUGCCAAGGAACUUGAGGAUUAAUAAAAUAUGCCCUUUUUUCAGACUGGUAUAUAAAUAUUGCAUGUUUGCUUUACCUCAUAUGAGUUAUUUAUAACAUCUUGAAUCAUCUUCUGUACACGUGGAUUUUAUCCAGGGAUAUUUUAAUGUUAGUUCUUUAUUUUUUAUGGUUCCUUUGCAUAAUGUGUGAAGCAGUUCAUUUUCCACCAUCUAAUUUGUUUCCUUUUUUUUUUUUUUAAAUACAGAAGUAAAUAAGGAGAAUACUUAUAAAAAUACUCUAAAAUGGCUUAGCUUUUUGUGAAAUAUUUGAGACUCUUUACUGGAUUUUUUUUUUUUUUUUGAGAGAGAGAGAGUGAGAGCAUGAGAGGGGAGAAGGUCAGAGGGAGAAGCAGACUCCCUGCAGAGCUGGGAGCCUGAUGUGGGACUCGAUUCCAGGACUAUAGGACCAUGACUUGAGCCAAAGGCAUCUUUACUGGAUUUUUAUCUUGUUUAAAAAAAAAAAACAACUAAACAAUUCUGGCUUAAAAAUGGUAUCUGCCUGGGGGUGCCUGGGUGGCUCAGUAGGUUAGGUCUCUGACUCUUGAUUUCGACUCAAGUCAUGGUCUCAGGUUGUGAGAAUGAGCCCCACUUUGGUCUCUGCACUGGACCUGGAGCCUACUUAAGAUUUUCUCUCUCUCUCUCUCCUUCUGCCUCUUUUCUGCCCCCUUAAAAAAAAAAAAAAAAAAAGAAAGAAAAAAGAAAAACAGACCUGGCUUAAAAAAAAAAAAAAAAGGUCAUGAUGCUGAAAACUAAUGAAGAACCAAGUUCCAGAAUGUAGGCAGAAUUUCCAUUGGUAGAAGACACAGCAGGCUGAAUUGAGGGAAGAGCUGCCUUAGCAUACUCAGGCUUUAUUUUAUGAAGCAGAAUCUCUG
Messenger RNA from Lutra lutra (Eurasian river otter), 1825 nucleotides. It is a transcript of the gene NFU1, whose product is annotated as NFU1 iron-sulfur cluster scaffold. The coding region runs from base 84 to 845 and encodes 253 amino acids. The record is from RefSeq and is a predicted model, not a curated record. Gene Ontology annotation, biological process: iron-sulfur cluster assembly. Gene Ontology annotation, cellular component: mitochondrion. The transcript has 8 exons. NCBI's taxonomy places the organism in Eukaryota, Metazoa, Chordata, Mammalia, Carnivora, Mustelidae. Gene Ontology annotation, molecular function: iron-sulfur cluster binding; iron ion binding.